Messenger RNA from Vicia faba (fava bean), 468 nucleotides. The record is from the annotation of a GenBank genome assembly. Lineage: Eukaryota; Viridiplantae; Streptophyta; Magnoliopsida; Fabales; Fabaceae.
AUGAGGGAAAAACUUGAUCAGUGGCUCUGUAGACAGCAAGAGGGUGGAUCAAGACUUGCAAAUGUGAAUCCAGCUGCUGAAGCAAAUAUAUUUGGUGAUCCAGAUGCUGCUGAUGUUGUAUUCACAAGUGGCGCAGAUAUAUUGGCAGUUGGAAUAAAUGUUACUCACCAAGUCGUAUUGUCAGGUUCUGAUCGAGAAAAGUUAGCAAGUUCAAAAGGAAAAUUUGCUCAAUACCUUACCGGAAUCUUAGAGGUGUAUUUCUCUUACCAUUGUGACGCAUACAACACCAAUGGAGUUUACCUUCAUGACCCUACAGCUGGCAUAACAAGGGGACUUACAAUUCUCUACAAUAAACAGAAAAGGUUUGAAGAAGUCACUAAAUGGUCCAAUAUGCCAACAGUAAAAGUAGCUGUGACAGUUGAUGCUCCUAGAGUUGUGAAAUUGGUCAUGGAUCGUCUUGUGGCUUGA